Nezara viridula (southern green stink bug) is the source of this 4832-nucleotide messenger RNA. The record is from the annotation of a GenBank genome assembly. Lineage: Eukaryota; Metazoa; Arthropoda; Insecta; Hemiptera; Pentatomidae.
AUGAUAAUAGCUGUUGCCAAUAAUGAGGCGCAGAAACAGAAUGAGCUGCAAGACAGGUUCCAACAGGACCACCUUCGGCAGCAAGAUCACCUUCUCCAACAGCAGCACAAAAUUCAAGAGUUACAGACUCAAAUAUCGUCACAAUAUGCUUCUGGGAAGGGGUUGAACUUGGGAUCACCUCAAGCACUCAUGUUUCUUCCAUUCCUUGAUCAACUCCGAAAUUUGCAAAGCAAUUCAGGCCCAGUUGCACAGACAUCCAACACCAGUCGACCACCAUCAGGACCAAAUCUGGUUGGAGGUGGUUGGGGAAGUAGUAUGUUGAUGAGAGAAUCGUCUCCACCAUCAAUGGUAAUGGCACCAGAUCCUGACACACCCUUAAAUUUGAGCAAGCCUAAAGAAGGAGGACCUGUUCAGACAACUCAGAAACUCAUACCUCCAAACCUACUUAUGUCUAGAGCAUUCCUGCCAUAUGCAGGGCUCCCAUCACAUGUUAAAAGUUCAGGUAAGAUGGGCAUGGGUAGUUCUCCUGGUCGAGAAGGAGAAAAAAUGCAGCCAUAUCCAGGUUUGCAUUUAUACUCUCCUCACCAACCUCACCCAUUAGCAACACCUCUGAGAGAUGAAUCAAAAGAUGAUAAUGACUUCAUCACAGCAUAUCACAUGUGGGGUCAGGAUCCAUCGUUUAAACUGCAGGAUGAAUCAGGUGAUAAAGCUAAAAUGUUGAGACAACCAAAGAGAGAGGGAGAAAAUAAACCUCACAUAAAAAGGCCUAUGAAUGCAUUUAUGGUAUGGGCAAAAGAUGAAAGGAGAAAAAUUUUAAAAGCCUGUCCAGAUAUGCAUAAUUCAAAUAUUUCUAAAAUUUUGGGGGCUCGUUGGAAAGCCAUGACCAAUGCAGAAAAACAACCAUUUUAUGAAGAACAAUCACGCCUCUCCAAACUGCAUAUGGAAAAGCACCCAGAUUAUCGCUACAGGCCAAGGCCAAAGCGUACUUGUAUAGUAGAUGGCAAAAAGAUGCGCAUUUCAGAGUACAAAUCUCUAAUGAGACAACGCAGAAAUGAAAUGAGGCAACUUUGGUGUAGAAGUGAAGCUGGACCAUCAGGGAUGGCUGGUCCAAGCUUUGGAUUUCCUCCAGAGGGAUCUAUUUCCCCUUCAGAAGUACUUUCAUUUUCUCCAGGAAAUUCACCGACCUUCGAGACAAAUUCACCAAAUCAUAAUGAUGAUUAAACUGUGAUUUCUUAUAGACUGUAAAAAAAAUAAAAUAAUAAUAAAAAAAUGAAAAGUUAAAGUAAAAAAUAGGUAAAAAUCUGUUUUGAGAUCAAAUACCUCUAUAAAUAUAAACAGAAUUUUUUUUUCUAUCAGUAUCUAUGAAAGUUAGAAUAAUGUAUUCAGAUAUAUAUAAAUCUAUUUAAUAUUAAUUAAAAUAGAGAAAUAAAAUGUCUCUUAAAAAAAGCUAAGUCCAACCAUUUAAUGAAUUCUUUAUAAAAAGUUCUACAGCAAUGGUUUUCAACUAGUUAUUUGUAUUUUUCAUCAGAUUCGUUUCAAACCAUUAGAAGUUGCUUGAAUGGACAGAGAUGAAUUAACAUUUUUUACUUUUUUUUUAUAUGAUUUUAUUAACUGUUAGGUGAUAUUAAUUAUUGUUUUAUUCCUGUUACAGUGCAUGCAAAGUGUGUUUGAUAUUUAUAGAGGUAAACACAAUAAACAUAUCUAUCUGUAUCCAAGUUUUUUAAAAUAUAAAAUAUUUUUUAUGUUUUAUAACAACUCCCAGCUGUAACAUAGGCUGUAUAUUAGAUUUUACAAGUCAAAUCAUAAACUUGUGAAUAUUAAAUUAGCUAAGUUCAGUAUUAGAUUACUUAUAAAUUUAUUUAUGGUUCCUUAAAUGCAUGUCUUUCCAAUGUAUACAAAUUACGAACAAUAUACAUGGCGCACUUUUUCAAACUUUUUUUAUUAUUAUUUUUUAUUUUAUUUUUUUAUAUGUGUUAAUCGUGAAGAAUCUGUUAAAAGAUAAGAUGUACAUGUGUGAUAUAAAAAUGGUUUUCUUUGAAACAGAAAAUCCAAUGUAGUAUACAGUGCCAAAUCAAUGAGUAAUGAGCAAUAAUAACAUCCAACUAAAUUCUACUUAUGUUAAAUAUUCAGGGACCCAUCUUCAACCAUUUUAUAAGUUAUAUUAAUUAUAAUUUAUUAAUUUUAGAUAUUAUACUGAUUCAAUUAAUCUAUUUUUUAAUUAAAUUUGUGUUAAAAUAUCAUUUGUUUCCAUAUUUUUUCUGAUUUUCUGCUCAUUAUUAUUUUGAAAACUUUAUAUUGAUACAAUUUUUAAUCAUGAUAGUUCGUAAUUUUAUUAUGUAUAAAUUUUAAUUUGAACUUUUUAUUUUAAAAUGCAAGUUAUUAAUACCUGUAAAUGAAUUUAUUAACAAUAAUAUUAUAUUUUUCUAAUUUUAAAUGAUAGCUUUCGCUCUAUAAUUGCUAUCUCUUGAUAUUUUUCAUGAGAAAUAAAUUGCUCAUAUUGCUUUUUAUCUCUUUCAGAGCUGAGGAUAAUUCAUUCAUUUUCUUAAUAAUUUCUACUGAAAAAAUAUUUAAUUUUUACAUUUUUAUGAUAUUAUUCUCUGGAUCUGUUUUGAAGAAUGAUCAUACUGUUUCAACGAUUAGAUAAUCUGUGAAAUAAGCAACAAAUCUAAGUUAUUGUAAAUAUUUUAUAACUUAUUAUGGACAUUGAUUUAUUUACAAAUACUGUAUAUAUCUAAAUAAUUAGAAAAACUGAAACAAAAAAAAAGAAAAAAAAAAGGUAGCUAUCAUUGUAUUUAUAUAAUUCAAAUAAAUAAAUCAAAAUGAUUUAACUUUAAUAAAAACAUUAUAUUCCAUAAAAUAUUUCAAGAAAAUACUCUACAACAAAAAGUGCGUUGAAGGGCAUCAGGAAGGAGCAUAUUUAGAGUUCUUUCAAAAUUAUUUUGUAAAAAUGAUCUCCAAAUCAUGUUAUGAAUUUUAAAUUGAUAUAAUUUAAAAAAUAAAAAUUAACACACUCAUUCCUCUUACUAAUUUAAGAUAUUCAUCUGUUAUAAUUAUUAGUUAAAUUUUAUUACAUUCAAAAUAUUGUGUAUUCUGCAAAAUAACUGCUGUUUAAUAAUUAUACAUGUUGUUAUUACUAGAAGGUGAUUUUUAGAAUUUUAGAAAUGUGUGAUUUUAUAUUGUAUAUAUUCUUUAGUUCCCUGUUGUGUCUUUAUGUGUAUACAUAAUGUAAAAUAGUUAAAUAAAUAUUAUUUAUUGCAUCAUAAUAUAUAAGUAAUAUUUGCUGAUAAAAAUAUAAAUAAUAGAAAAGUGGAAGUGGUUAGUAGGUUAAUACAGUUCUCACAUUAGGCCAGUACAAAAUAGAAUUUUCAAGAAUUGUAAGAAUUAGAGGCUGUACUGGAUGCCUAUAAGAUUUUUAUUUUUAUUUUUUUUAACCUAUUAGUGAACCAAAGUAAAUAAAUAAAUAUUGUAUUUUUUUAACAUAAGUAUUUUACAGUAAUUACGUUUUGCCUUCACUGUUGUACUCAUUUUUCUUUACAUAUAAUUUAUGACUAUUAUCUUUAUAAUUUUAUUAUUAAAAUAUAUAUUAUUUACUUCCAUUCAUUAAAUUUUAUUUAUUUCAUCAUUUCUUAGCAAUGAUUGAAAAUGAGUACAAUAUUUGAAGGAAAAUAAUAUUAUUAGUAGAAUUUUCAUUAUAGACUGUAUGCUUAAAUAUGAUACUAUCUUCAGGUGAAGGUAUGUUAUAGGACCUAAGAACUAAAACUGCAUACACACCACUUUCAUUAUAUUCCUUAUAUAUUCUUUUUAUAUUGUUAAUAAAUUGUAAUAUAUAGGCAUAUGGAUUAGUAGUUUUUUCGGGGUAGUAAUAUGUUAUGUGCCAUUGUUAUUUUUUAAUGACAUGUGCAGGGUCAGCUAUUAAUUUUUAUACAUUUGUCAAACUUAAGUAUGCUACUAAAUAUUGAUUCAUUAAUAAAAGAUUUACAAUGGAAAAAAUGGAACUGACUGUACUUAUAAUUCUAAAAUAUAUCAAGUUAAUUAUAUGCAUUUAAUGUUUAUAAAAUACUUUAUGAUUCAUCAAUAUUCUCAUAUUUACUCUUAAGUCUGUUUUUCUUAAUGAUAAAAUGUAAGGGACCAAAUAUUGAGAUAACUGAGAUGACAGUUAAAAAUUAUAAUCAUCAGUUCAGCAUAUUAUAUUUGCUGGAAGCAUUUGAUUUAUUAUUACAUUUUAACAUUAUUUUCAUAUCCCCCGAUAAAAAUUCAUGUCAACUUUAGUAUACUUAAGAUCCAUAACUAUUAAUUGUAAAUAUUUAUAAUGGUCUCAUGCAUUUAUUAAAUUAAAACAUAAUCAACUGCUGAUUCAUUAAGAACAAUGUAAUACCAAAAUAAAAAAAUAAGAUUCUGGAAGUAUUACAUUUUGUUGGUAUUCAUGGAGAUUCAAUCUUGAACCACUGCUUUGUUACUAAAUUAGGUGACAAAUCUUUAAUUUUGAUUUAUACCUCUGAACUAAUACAUUAUUAUAAAUGUUAAAAUUUAGAUUCAUUGGAUCCUGUUAUAUGUAUAAAUAUUUUUGAAUAGAAAUUCAAAAUAAUUGAAAAUUCAUGUGAUGGAAAAACUGAUUAAGAAAAAUUAAGAAUUUAUUAAUUCAAUAGUUACUUUAUGAGUUAUUGCUGACCCUGAGCAUGUAUAAUAUUCUUUGUAAUAUUAAUUAUUUUUGAGGAGCUGCUUUAUAACGUUAUUUAUUGCAUUGUUGGCAUUUCAUCUGUAAGGCUUUUAUAUUAAAGGCUCCAAAUUUCUCAUGUAUAUUACAAUUGAUGUAUUCAACUUUAUUAUAAAAU